This is a messenger RNA of Trichoderma aggressivum f. europaeum, 4026 nucleotides long. RefSeq lists its product as uncharacterized. The coding region runs from base 1 to 4026 and encodes 1341 amino acids. NCBI's taxonomy places the organism in Eukaryota, Fungi, Ascomycota, Sordariomycetes, Hypocreales, Hypocreaceae. The record is from RefSeq and is a predicted model, not a curated record. The transcript is spliced from 5 exons.
AUGGUUUCACAUACCCAGAAACCAAAGCCCGGGGGCAGUCCGGAUCCCAACUCUACCCGCAGACUUAGACCGAAGCCCAAGCCUGGGAUUCAUAUCGAGUUUUGUCAAAAAUGUGGCCAUCUCCGAGAAGAGCCCACGCCAUCAUGUGCUGAGUGCGGCGCAAUCAUUGUAUCAAAGCGUCAGCCCUCAAAGACGGCUGCAGAUGGCGGUUCCGAUGACACUCGUACCUCGACCACGAAAGACAAUGAUAACGAUCUCAUGGAGAUUGACUCCAGCAGCGGCAGCAAUGACAACUGCGCGGGUGAAGCCCCCCCCGAGGUUGCAAAUGAGCGUACAGCUGCUGCUGCUGCUGCAGAAUACGAUUCGUCCAAGGCAGAAGAAGUGCCCGUGCCAGCUCAGAAGGACAUCUCCUUCCAAGAUCGUCCCCCUGCUGGGGCACUCCCAUCGGAGCUCCUCAGCAGUAUAACUCCCUGGACGCCCGUGGACUCCUCGACACUCAUGGGCCCUCCAGUACCCGAGAGCCAGGUCACGCACAUGGCCGCUAUGGCAAGCAACAUGCAUGCUUCGGUACAUGUACCUAUGGGUGCUCCAGCAUCCAUGAAUCCAGAAGCAUUUUACGCGAGCUUCCCCGGAUCCUCGAGUUCUGCCUCGUCUGUGGUGUCCCCGGCAUUUGCAGCUCCAGCAACCAUGCCUUCUCGAGCAGCUAUGUACCAAUCAUCCAUGAGCUCCUCAGCGACUACAAAUCCUCAGACAAGCAUGGGUCCUUCAACGUCCAUGUCUCCUCCAGCGGUUGACCCUUGUGUGUCAGCUACGUCCGGCCCAAGUCGCAUAGUCCCCCCAGAAGGCAUGAGUGUAACCGAAUUUUACUCUGCCGCAAUGGAUGAUUCUAAUGACACGGGCUUCCCAAUGAUGAGAGCUCGCAUACCAGUCACAAUGAUCCAUCCAAGGAGAAAGGCCACCCUCCGAAUGAGGAAGAGACCUCCACCAGCAGCACGUCCAAGGCAACAGCCGGCCUUGAAUGCUGGGGCACCCAUGCUUCCUUCGCCACCUGAAGAUACCCCAGCAUCGGGAGGAUCUCCAGCUGCCACAAGUUCCUCAACCGCAGCCAACCCUCCUCCAGUCACAGUUUCAGCGCCGUCCACGACUCCCGCUGUAGAGAUUGGUAGGACGAUGGCCACAACUUCUCCAGUUGUCGAUAGUGAUCCCCAGUCAUUCGUGAGUGCCACGCCAGAAACAACUCUUCCAGUAUUCACAGGUCCGGCACUCACAAAUAUGCCAGUGAACGAGAGCUCUUCGGCCGUUAGUGGCCCAACAUGCACAAGUCUUCCGGCAGCCAUGGACGCCCUUGCUGCCGUGAAUCCCCAGGUAACCAUGGACUGUGCAUUAUUCAAGAGUCUUUCAGCCGCCCUCAAAUCGGAAAAUCCUCAGAUGGAAGCUCAUCUCAAGGCGUAUGGACCCCCACCUACCAACGCCGGAAAUUACUUGUAUAUUAUCCAGACCAGCUACUGCUAUACAUCCAGAGCGGCAGACGGUAUUCCCAUGAAGCUGGAUCCAAUAACUCAAAAAGAACUCAUUCACUUGGAGGCACUCGCUACGAAUCCUCCCAUUUCCUCUACUUCACACUUCUUCAUGCCACCUCGAAGCUUGUCCAUCUAUCUCCUCAAAAUAUACCGCCACGAGGUCUACUUUACCUAUCCGUUUUUCAACAUGAACCAAUUUGCGGAAGCUGUGAUGAAGUUCUUCAUGCUCAUCACCAAGUCGGAUGUCUCAUCUGCCUUUCUUGGCCUCGGUUGCUCAGACGAGUCCAACCCCACCACACCUUUAUUUCAAUGCUCUCUCUUCAUGAUCCUCUGGCACGCUGUCUACUUUUCGAAUCUAGAGCAAGAAGACAAGGUGUUUGCUUCCCGCGUUUUCUGGAAGUGCGCAAAGUUCUUCAUGACGGAGGAACUUCUCAAGACGAGCUGCCUGGCAGCCGUACAAACCCAGCUCAUCAUUGCCGUGGCUCUCAACAGCUCCAAUGUUCAGGGGAAGGAAAGGAAAAUUCCUGCCGAGUUGGCCUAUCGUAUUGCACAAAAUUUGGGAAUCGACGACGAAAAGAACCUGCCUACAGCCGCUGCAGAAGGUGUUCAUGAUGCCGAUAGACAGGCUUGGUUUUCUCAAACAAGAAACUCUGAUUUGCCCAUAAACUCCGGCAUGAGCAAGUCCCCGCUCGCCACCCGUCGCUAUCAAUCUCCCGCCGGCAGCGUAGAGUUCAACUUCUUCAUCAAAUGCGUCAUUUACGCAGAAGAGUUGGAAACGAUUCUGGGGAACAUUCGCAAAACUCGUGAGCCAACAUUGGAACGAUUUCCAGACGGCCAAUAUAAUCAAUAUGACGACAUUAUUCCCAUACUACACGAAAAGCUCCACGAAUUCAUCAAGUCACUACCCGAGGAGCUCGGUUGGGGUAUCUCGGGCUUACCAGACGAUUACGUCCGCAUUGGCAAUUUUAAUGAGCCAAAGGCAACCUCAAAUGCCAACUUCAUGCACUUGCGCGCCAUGCUCUUUCGGCCGAUACUCAUGCGUGUCGGCAUAGACGGAUACAUUGAACCAAAGUCGAUAACACACAAGAUCGACCCUGUCGUCAAGGAUAAGACUCUCACGUAUGCAAUGAGCUGCGUCAACACCGCCACGGGUUUGAUCGAUUUCCUCUACAAGAGAUUCAUAGUCGAGAUAAAGAGCAACAGAGAGUGGUGGUGGAGUCCAUACCAUACUAGCACAGCAGGCCUCGUCCUCGUCAUGGCUCAGACAUCCGCAACGUUGUGGUCACACGUCCAGGUAGAGUCUGUCAAGAAAGCCUGGGACUCUUGUCAACAUAUGCUCGGCUUCGACGCCGCGAACAACCCCUUUCACAAAAACGCUCUUCGGUACCUAUGGGGUAUAAACAAGCGCAUUACUGGAGCCCGUGUGCUUAAAAACGACCAUGGUUACCUCCAGCUCAAACUCCCAAAACCCGCUGUCACCUGGACCUUUCAUGGGAUCCCCUAUUCGCCGUCUGUGAAUCCCCGCUCACCAUUUCCGGAUCCCGCAGGGACUUCACAUCCAGUGUAUCCCAAUUCAGACAGCAGAGCUCCAUCACAGGCUUUACAGCCAACUCCGAGUUCGAGUGUGUUUCCAUAUACAGCUCCUUCGAGCUUGAAUGCGGCUCCUUUCACAGCGUCAGCUUCUUCUGCAAGUUUCACCACCAUGUCCUCGGCCUCGAAUGAAAUGGUUUCUUCGGGAUCUGGAGCAGUUGCCAAUGCAAAUUUUACAAACUAUAAUACGAUUGCUUAUGCUCCACUGCCGAACGCGAGCAUCGUUCCUCGGUUUACGACUUCAUCGGGUGUUAAUACAGUUCCAUAUAUAGUUCCUUCGACGUCGGGUGCAGUCCCACCCUUCAAUGCUCCGGCUUCUGGUGUCUAUCCGGUAUCUGCCAGCUCAGGAAGCGGCCCUUUCCCGUUCCCCUGGGAUUCAAACAUGAUUAUUCCUGCUGCUCCGGCGUCUGCCGACGGUUCCUAUACUGCUGCUUCAAACUCGAUUGCCGUUCCACCUGCAGCUCUUUCAGAGUAUACCAUAGCACCUUAUGCUACCUCUUCACACUGGAAUACGAAUUCAUAUGCAACUUCUUCAGAGCCUGCUACCUUUCUUCACAAUGACGGUACGCACUCGAAUACGGCUCCAACCACAACUUCUUCGUGUGUUGCGCCGGCUCCAUACACAGGUCCCUAUACGGCAUUCUCCGACCCCAACGCAACUCUUUACACCGAAGAAUCCGCGAAUCUCAAUGGAGCAGUGUGGCCAGAUAUGUCGGCGUACAACUUAACACCUGCGUCUUCUAGAACAACGGCCAGUCUGUCAACAUCCGAUCCCAAUCUUGCUAAUUAUGGCAACAUUGAGGACGUUGAUGGCAGUGGAAUGGAGACACAGGUAUUUUACCAGCCAUCUACUAAGGGAUUUGCAUAUUAUAACCCUGAUGAAGACCCAUUUGUCGCUUCCAACAAGCAGAGCUGA